Molecule: messenger RNA, 871 nt
Organism: Pseudoliparis swirei
Lineage: Eukaryota; Metazoa; Chordata; Actinopteri; Perciformes; Liparidae
Product: oocyte zinc finger protein XlCOF8.4-like
Exons: 2
Coding region: 101-871 (256 amino acids)
Cellular component (GO): nucleus
Source: RefSeq, a predicted model, not a curated record
CAACGUCGGAACUUGACAGUGUGACACCCAGCGGAAGUAAACAACGGAGUUAGCGGGGGAAAGAUGGAACGUUAGUAGUCUUCGCCGAGGUAAAACAACAAUGUCGUCAGUUGAGAACAUGAGAAAGUUUGUCCACGAGCGGCUGACUGCUGCUGCGGAAGAAAUAUUCAGAGUUUUUGAAAAAACUAUCUUCGAGUACCAGGAAGAGGUCGACCGUCAGCGCAGACUGCUGGACAUCGUUUGGAAACCUGAAAUAAAGCUACACAGAACAGAGCUCCCAGAGCAACAUGUCUGUAAGGAUGAGAAGGAAGAAGAGGUUCUCUCUGAGCAGCAGCUCUGUAUUCAGGAGAGGAGCUCCAGUCUGGACCAAGAGGACCCAGCGCCUCCACAGACCAAAAAGGAACAAGAGGAACUCUGCACCAGUCCGGAGGGAGAGCAGCUUGAGCUGAAGCAGGAGACUGAGACCUUCAUGUUGACUCCUACUCAUGAGGAAACGGACCACAGUGAGCCAGAACCCACAACUGACCACCAGCUCGUAGCUGAGAGCCCAGAUCGUAAAGGAAGUGAGCAUGAAGACUCUGAAUCAACCAGAAAUCCAGAGCCAGAACCAAAGAAAAUAGAUCCCAAAAAUAGAAGUCACUCUGACAAUGAGAACUUGUUAAAGAUUCCCAAUGAUACUCAAAUCAGGAAAGCACUUUUCCAAUGUGAUACAUGUGGAAAAACGUUCACGUCCAGGUCAGGUUUGUCUACACACCUGAGAACCCACACAGAUGAGAAGCCCCUUUCUUGCACAUUAUGUGGAAAACGAUUUAGUGGGACAUCAAAAUUGAAAAGCCACAUGACAACACACACAGGUGAGAAGCAGAACUGA